UCUCUCUCUUACUAUUUUUUUCCUGUGAACGAACGGUGGUGGUGAGUGCAGACCACCAUCAGAUUUCGAAAAAAUAGGAAUCUCUCUAUUAUACACAGAUUCUGAAUCUCUUCUCUUGAGCUUCGACCCUCUCGCAUUUAGGUAGAUCAUCGUAGAUCGUGAUUUGAAGCGAGAGAGAGAGAGAUAUAAAAAAAAAAAAAAAUUAGGAGAGAGAAGAUGAGCGAGGGCCAGAGGUUCCAGCUGGGAACAAUCGGCGCUUUGAGUUUAUCCGUUGUAUCGUCUGUGUCGAUCGUGAUCUGUAACAAGGCGCUUAUUAGCACCCUUGGCUUCACCUUCGCGACUACUUUGACAAGUUGGCAUCUUCUGGUCACGUUUUGUUCCCUUCAUGUGGCACUAUGGAUGAAGAUGUUUGAGCACAAGCCUUUUGAUCCACGAGCUGUGAUGGGAUUUGGGAUAUUGAAUGGGAUAUCCAUAGGACUAUUGAACCUCAGCUUAGGAUUUAAUUCCGUUGGUUUUUACCAGAUGACGAAACUAGCAAUCAUCCCCUGUACUGUUCUCUUGGAGACUCUUUUCUUCAGGAAAAAGUUCAGUCGAAAGAUUCAGUUUUCGUUAACCAUCCUUCUCCUUGGUGUUGGGAUUGCGACCGUCACAGAUCUUCAGCUUAAUAUGCUGGGUUCUGUCUUGUCUCUGCUCGCUGUUAUCACUACUUGCGUUGCUCAAAUUAUGACAAAUACCAUCCAGAAGAAGUUCAAAGUUUCAUCCACGCAACUUCUUUAUCAGUCUUGCCCUUAUCAAGCAAUUACACUUUUCGUCACUGGCCCUUUUCUAGAUGGGCUCCUAACUAACCAGAAUGUGUUUGCUUUCAAGUACACUUCUCAAGUUGUGUUCUUCAUCGUCCUGUCCUGCCUCAUAUCAGUCUCUGUAAACUUCAGCACCUUUCUUGUCAUUGGGAAAACGUCUCCGGUCACAUAUCAGGUUCUUGGACAUCUGAAAACAUGCCUGGUUCUAGCAUUUGGAUAUGUGUUGCUGAAGGACCCAUUCAACUGGCGCAACAUUCUUGGUAUUAUGGUGGCAGUGAUUGGAAUGGUGGUUUAUUCCUAUUUCUGCUCGGUUGAAACUCAGCAGAAGGCAAGUGAAACAUCAACCCAAUUGCCUCAGAUGAAAGAGAGUGAAAAGGAUCCGCUAAUAGCAGUUGAAAAUGGAAGCGGAGUGUUAUCAGAUGGUGGUGCUGGUGGGGUGCAAAAGACGGCGGCUCCUGUAUGGAACUCAAAUAAAGAUUUUCAAGCCUAAAGCUGAACGUUUGCUAUACUUCUUUUUGUAUCAGAUCUUUUAGAAGGAAGAAAAAAAGAACUUUGAAAAUUCCUUUUGUUUGUUUCUUCUCUUUUUUGGCAUAGUAGAGAAGUAGGAGAGACUGAAAAAUCAACAGCUUUCCACAUUGCAAUGGAAAUUGGAAGAAGGUAGGGAGUGAGGGGGAACACAGCUUUGAUAAUCCAAUUUUAUUA
Molecule: messenger RNA, 1502 nt
Organism: Brassica oleracea var. oleracea
Lineage: Eukaryota; Viridiplantae; Streptophyta; Magnoliopsida; Brassicales; Brassicaceae
Exons: 8
Coding region: 217-1290 (357 amino acids)
Cellular component (GO): Golgi apparatus
Molecular function (GO): UDP-xylose transmembrane transporter activity; antiporter activity
Source: RefSeq, a predicted model, not a curated record